AUGUCGGUGCCAGACCUCGGAGCGGGGUCUGUCAGACCACUGCCAGUGGUUAGCGUGCGCGAGUCAGCGGUCAUCUGGGGGCAGAAGGUGGUGGUCCAAUGUCGCUUGCCGCCCCCUUUGAUCGAGAAGCAGCCCAUGCAGCCUGGUACCGAGAUCACUGCCAAGCUGCUCGUCCUGGACGCGGAGGAAUGCAGGCUCAGGAGACUCACGCCCGAGCAGGUCGUGGCGAGGCGGAAGCUGGCAAGGGAGUUCCGAUGUGGACCCGAAGUCAAGAUGGAGGUCACGAGUCGAAGACAGACGACCGAACUUGAGACGUGCGAGCCGCGUCUUUGGGUCGAGGAUGAUGACGGUGUGCAGAGGGGCAAGGUCAUAAUAUGCGCAGUGGUCAUGAACUCCAUCCUUGGCGGAGGAUUGUGGGUACUGGCAGGUUAUGUUGUGUUGGACGUGGCCGGCAAGAGCAAGGACGAGGAGGCUUUCAUUGAAUAUGUCCACAAAGCAGUCCGAUGGCUGCUGCAGUGGGAGGGCUCCUAUCAAAACUUGGGCUUGAGCGCAGGCAGGAUGAUCCGGCGUCGGCGACGAAGGUUGUGGGAGGAUGUCACCCAUGUGGUGGACGCGGGCUGA
Messenger RNA from Symbiodinium sp. CCMP2456, 621 nucleotides. NCBI's taxonomy places the organism in Eukaryota, Dinophyceae, Suessiales, Symbiodiniaceae. The record is from the annotation of a GenBank genome assembly.